AUGAUUCCAUCUUUUUCGAAGCUUUUUGUCCCGCUCGUAAUCUUUCUGUUGCUUGAUAACGCACUUGGUGCGACACCCAGUGAUUGGAGAAGCCGUUCCAUUUACCAAGUUUUCACGGAUCGAUUCGCAAGAACUGAUGGGUCAAACACAUAUUGUGCCCCAGGAUAUGGGGGUUUUUGUGGUGGAACCUGGCAGGGAAUUAUCAACAAACUAGAUUAUAUUCAGGUAACUUAUCUUUCUAGAAUGAUGAGGAGCCGUCAAAUUUCUAAUGGGGUUCACUCGAUAGGACAUGGGCUUCACGGCCGUUUGGAUUUCACCUAUUGUGGAACAAGUCGCGGACCAGGCCAGAGCUUAUCACGGAUAUUCAGCGACGAAUAUUUAUGGUUUGAAUGGAAAUUUUGGUUCGGCCUCGGAGCUGAAGGCUCUGUCCAAGGCUUUACAUGACCGCGGAAUGGUAACAAGAUAUCUUGAAUGGGCUUUGAAAUAUGACGAGCUGAUGUAAAAGUAGUAUUUCAUGGUAGAUGUCGUCGCAAAUCACAUGGCAUGGGAUGGUAAAUCCGAUAACGUCGAUUACAGCAAACUGGCCCCCUUCAACAAGAAGGAAGAUUUCCAUGUCAAUCCCAUAUGUUUUAUUUCCAAUUAUGAGAAUCAACAGGAGGUUGAAGAAGUAAGUACUGAAGAAUUUUCUUCCCAAAUUAAGCUUAAUAAUUUUAGUGUUGGUUGGGCAACAAUGAUUAUCCACUUCCAGAUCUAAACACGAAAACAGAAAAUGUUCGAAACCUGUUUAGCGAGUGGGUCUCCUGGUUCGUGGACGAAUACUCAAGUACUGCUAAUUCCCCUGGUCCCUUCUCAACCAUAACUAACAGGAGACAGUCGACGGUCUCCGAAUAGACACAGUAAAACAUGUCGAGAAAUCGUUCUGGCCCGGUUUCAACACUGCUUCGAAGGUAUUUAAUCUGGGCGAAGUAGCUUCUGGAGAUAUUUCGUAUCUCUGCGAUUAUCAAAAUUACAUGGAUGGCCUCCUGAAUUAUGGUGCAUAUUAUCAGAUCACACAGUUCUUCUCGAAUCCUCAAGCUACAUCCUCGAAUCUUGUUAAUGCUAUUGAUGCUUUGGGCACCAACUGUAAAGACGUAUCCGUCCUCGGUUCUUUCACGGAGAAUCAUGACCAGGGACGCUUUGCAAAUCUUACGGGUGACAUGAUGGUAUGUUGCCGACCACCAUGAAACUAAAGACCCUAAUGACUUAUCGUCGAAUCUAGCUCGCAAAGAAUGCAAUUGUGUACACGAUGCUUGCAGACGGUAUUCCUAUCAGUAGGACCCCCUUUACUUGCUCUGUUCAUACUCUUUACAUAAGCAAACAACAGACUAAUACUACUGCAGUCUAUCAAGGCCAAGAACACCAUUUUUCCGGUUCUGCAGAUCCCUACGACCGUGAAGCACUCUGGCCAACGAACUACGAUACCACGGGACCCUUGUACCAAUUCGUCAAGCAACUAAACGCCAUCCGUUCCCUGGCUCUCGCUAAGUCAACAAACUAUCUAACUACGAGACAGAAAGUGGUUUACUCAGAUGAUCAUGUUGUUGCAAUCAGUAAAGGUGAACCCACCGCGAUGACACUGAUGGUUCUGGCAAACUCGGGGGAGAAGGCGACACAGAGACGUUUUAUGAUUGAGAACGUGGAUUUCGAGAGAGGCCUGAAGGUUGUAGAAUUGUUUAGUUGCACAGAAGCUGUUGUCGGUGAUAUUGGCAGUUUAGAGAUUGUCCAAAGUGGCGAAGCUUUA
Hymenoscyphus albidus is the source of this 1780-nucleotide messenger RNA. NCBI's taxonomy places the organism in Eukaryota, Fungi, Ascomycota, Leotiomycetes, Helotiales, Helotiaceae. The record is from the annotation of a GenBank genome assembly.